Molecule: messenger RNA, 2301 nt
Organism: Diuraphis noxia (Russian wheat aphid)
Lineage: Eukaryota; Metazoa; Arthropoda; Insecta; Hemiptera; Aphididae
Product: calmodulin-lysine N-methyltransferase-like
Biological process (GO): mRNA splicing, via spliceosome
Cellular component (GO): nucleus; cytoplasm; precatalytic spliceosome
Molecular function (GO): zinc ion binding; protein binding; calmodulin-lysine N-methyltransferase activity
Source: RefSeq, a predicted model, not a curated record
UUCAUGUAACCAUAGUAGUGAUUUUUUUAACAUUAGUGGUUUUUUGAACGGUUGUUUUAAAACGUUUUUGCUUGGAUAAAUGUAUUGUUGAAUCAAUUAUGUAAAAUAUUGUACAUUGUUUUCUUUUCUGUAAGUUGUUAUAGAGACAUACACACCAAAAAUGACAGAGUUUUGGAAAUCUACUGGCAAGAAAUUUUGUGACUUUUGUAAAUGUUGGAUUGCAGAUAACAAACCUAGUAUUCAAUUUCAUGAAAAUGGUAAACGGCACCAAAGCAGCGUGGCCAAACGGUUGGUGGACAUUAAAAAAAAUAGUGCUAUCGAACGGAAAGAAGAACAAAAAAUUGAAAUGGAUAUGAAACGAAUGGAACAGAACGCAAUGAAAGCGUACUACAACGACAUACAGAACAAUCCUGAUUAUUCGUCACAAGUACUGAUCAAAGAGAAGGGCUUGUGUAUACGUCCUACGCCUUAUAUAAUGACUCCGCAGCCGGCAGGGCCACACGUAAACAUCAGCUAUUCGAAAAACAACAUGCCCGUGUCCAUCAAACCGGUGCCGGCUCCCAAACCCGAAUUCGUCUGGCACCAGUCCAGGACUGACGAUGGUUCCGAUCUGAUGUACUACUGGAACACCGAGACAGGAGAGUCUGUUUGGGAACCACCGGCCGAGGGUUUCUUGAGUGUGGCUGAACAAGAAGCGGAAGAAUGCGGCAAGGGAACGAAUGGAAAAGGAAAGGAUAGCAAGAACAAGGAGAAGGGGGCGUUUAAAAAGAAAGCACCGGCCACCGGGUCGAAAGCCAAACGGAAAAAGACUGCAGACAAGAAAGCCGGCGACGACUGCGAUGACGACGAUGAUGAUGGCGACGAAGACGCUGCGGCAGAUCCUCAGCCUCCGGUGCGCGGUGAAUUCGAACCGUUCAUGGCGGAAACGACUCGCAUAGGAUCAUGGAGAACGGUAGAAAAGAUUCAGCCGCAGCCAGUGAUCGAUCUCCAGUUACCAGUACAGGAAUUCGUGGCGAUUAAGAUGCCGAGUACCAAAGAAAAAGAACACACUUUCAAAGAAAAAGUAGUUGGAAGUGUGAGCGCUUUGACUAAAAAUGAAUCGACCGAAUCUAUUUCAUUCAAGAAGUCCAAGUUCAAAAAAUCGAAUUGUAGAAAACGUUUGGACGAUGACUGAAGGAUGGCUCGAUUAACAUUUUAAAAUCGACCAACUCAUCGUAAAGGUUUCCUGAUUUUCUCGGUGGACUUGCAUUUAUUAUUUACAAUAUUAGUGUUUAAGACCAUUACAUUUUUUUCAAUUGUAUAAUCUGAGUAUUAUAUUUUUUCCUGCAGAUCAUGAUAUGUGCGUUUAUAUACUUAUAUGUAUGCGUCAGAAUGGUUUUUCGAAUAUGGUGUUGGUUUGGCAAAGCCGAAAAUUAUUAACUUCGAGACUCUUUAUGAUUUCGUAUAUAAUAUUAUCAAAUAUGACAAUAACAUUAUUAUUAUGAUCGUCACGACUAUGUUGAUACGUAUAAUGGGAAACAUGUUCUGAAUGAGAUGUAUGAAAUUUUCGAGGCRGCGGCGUACCAAUAGUGGCGUGUACAAUCAAAAGCUGCGUACACUACACCGUUAUUUUGCAUUCGCUACUMUACAUAAUAUAAUAUUUUUCAUUUAAAUUAAACCGGGCUUUCGCGUUCAAUUCUACGCUGCGAUGUUCACCAAAUUCCAGGAUUUUCAAAUUUUUAACGUAACGUUACGGUCCGUCAGUAUGUGUACGAAAUUAAUGUAUCCCUUGGGUAACAAACGAGCGUGAUUCGUUUUACCGUGUGUUGCAUUGGAAUUAUUUACAGCUUUGGAAAGAAAAUAUAAAAACACAGUUAACAAGCUUUAAUGGAAUAUAUGAUAUUUAUUCAUUCUAUACGACUUACGUUACGUUAUUGUUUCAAGAUACCAAUUUCUUAAAUAAAAUAAGUUUUACGGUUCGUAUAUUAUAUGUUGUUUUGCACUUUUCAWCAUUUUUCUAUUUGCAUAUCGAUAAUGUUGAUAUUAUUAAUAACCAAAAAUUACUAAAUUGGGGAAAAAUUACGAAUUAUGUGAUUUCCAGAAAAUUUAGAAUCUAGAAAAAUUUGUCAAUACGUAAAAAUUAUAUUUAAUGGUUUAAACAUUGAAGAAUACAAAAACACGCUAAAMAAAUAAACAACAUUACGUUUUUCUACAUUCUAAUUCUCUGGUAUAUGUAUACAUAAUAUUAUUUCUAUAUUUUAAUUUUAUUAUCUAUUUAGUCAUUAGUCAUUAUACUUUUAGUUGGAGUCUAUGUAUUUGUAA